AUGCAUCAAAUAAUUUCUUCCAUGUAUGGAGGCAUAACGUCAUGUGUUCGUCAAAAUUCAGAAUUAUCGGCAUUUUUUCAAAACGACGUCGGUUUAAUGCAAGUGAUCAUGCUUGUUAUGUUCAAAGAUCCAACAGUGUUGCCUACCAUACAAGAUGUGGAAGCUGGAGGCGAUUUUUCAGAUGCAAAAAACACAGCUUUUGUAGCAGCAGCUUUUGCAACAUCGGCUUUCUUUGCGUUGGAAGUUUUGACUCCAGCAGCUGUAGCACCGACCACUGUAGCCGCCGCGGUAAUACCAGCAAAUAUUAAAGAUAAUACCCUACAUGAUAACCUGGUCUAUUCAGUAUUUGUAAGAGCGUGGUAUGAUGAUAAAAGAUAUUAUGUUUAUAAAUCACCUGGUAUCACUGUUGUCUCUAAACCACCAACUCUGACUUAUUUAGGAGGAGCAGCUGUUAAAGAAUUAGAACAGACAACUGGUAAUAAAGAUAUUGACUACCAAAUAAACAACAAUACAAUAAUAGUUGGUUGGAAAGUUAAAUUUAAUGGUGGCAUUCAUGGUGUAGAUUAUUACCAGAUUUAUAUCAGUACACAUCCACAAGGUCACAAUAUCCAUAGGAGUGACACAAAAUUAUCGCCACAGCAGAAAUCAUUCAGUAUAUCUGGAGUAAAGUUACAAGAAGAUAAGAUAUAUUACAGCACAGUUUUAGCCUUUAACAAAGCUGGGUUAUGUAGCUGGAGCACCAGUGAUGGCAUCACAAUUGAUUCUACACCACCUUCAACUGGUAUCAUACAUGAUGGAUUAGACCCACACGACUCUGAAUACCAGUCAUCUGAUAGCUUGCUUGCUGCUUCGUGGUACGGUUUCUCUGAUAUAGGAUCAGGUAUUGUGAAUUAUUACUGGUGUGUUGGUAGACAGAAUGACUCCACUACUUGUGAUAUAUUACCAUGGACUAAUGUUGGUUUGAAAAUAAAAACCACUGAUAUAUCACCUAUGGAAUUGCAUUCAGGAGAUAAGAUCUAUCAUAAAGUAUAUGCUGUAGACGGUAGUGGUUUACAAUCACAAGUUGGUGUCUCUAAUGGGAUUAUUAUUGAUACUUCACCACCUGAACCAAGUUACCUGGAAUUUAUUGGAGAGAAUCUCAUCCUUAAUCCCUCAUUUGAAUCAAUAUCUGAUGACACAACAACUUCUUGUAAUUCUAACAUCCCCGAGGAUUGGUCUACAGAUUCACAAUCUUGUGUUAAAACUCGAUCAUCUCAACAUUCAACAGCUCAUGAUGGUGAUGUUUAUAUCUCUAUAACAGUUCAGAUUCAACAAACCAUUCAAUUUCUAGAUACAGAUUGUUCUUAUCAGCUUACUGUACAUGUUGGUUACCCACAUGACAUCUUAUUAUCACAUCAUAUAGUAGAAGGUUUUAUUAGAUUGGGACAUGAAAUAAACAGUUUUAAACUGAAUCCAGAUCUCUGUCAGGGUGAUAGUUCUGAACUUGUCGAUGUGAUUCAUUGGUAUAAAUUCACCUAUAUUUAUCAACCAAUAAAUACACGGGAGGAUUUAGUAAUUGGUACAACAAGAAAUAAUAUGAUAUUGGCAAUAGAUGAUCUAGAGCUCAGAAAAAUAAAUCAUGUAUCAUUGAAAGAUACCAACAAUAAUCAUAUAGUAUAUCACCCGACUUUUACACCUCACUGGUCUUCCUUACAUUUUAACUGGUAUAUUGAAGAUAGGAUAAGUUCUAUUGUGGAGUAUCAGUGGGCUCUAGGUACAGUGAAAGGUGGAACUCAGAUCAGAGAAUUUACAACAACUGGGUCUGUGAGAGGAGGAAAUGAUAUACAGAAGUUUACAAGAAUACAGAAAGAUGAGAAUAAAGCUAGUAAAGAAUAUACUGAGAGAGAACCUAUAAAAGUUUAUUCUACUAUUAGAUGUUAUAAUAAAGUUGGUCUACAAGUAACAGUUACAACUGAUGGUGUUCAACUCAUUGAUUCUAAUAAACUUAUUACUAGUAGUGGGCAGAUAACUCUUUUACCACAGACCACAACCCAAUAUCAUCUAUCACAAUAUUGUCUUUCACUACAACAGUCACUUGGUAUUCGCUGGCGGUUUGAUUCUAACAGCUAUAAGUCUACAUCAGUUAUGGAUCAGAAAAAACAUAUAUUCUUGUGGAAAUAA
This is a messenger RNA of Lottia gigantea (owl limpet), 2160 nucleotides long. RefSeq lists its product as hypothetical. The record is from RefSeq and is a predicted model, not a curated record. The transcript is spliced from 11 exons. Gene Ontology annotation, molecular function: protein binding. The coding region runs from base 1 to 2160 and encodes 719 amino acids. NCBI's taxonomy places the organism in Eukaryota, Metazoa, Mollusca, Gastropoda, Lottiidae.